AUGUCCACCGAACCUCUCGACGAGAUCCAGUGGAAAUCUCCCGAAUGGAUUCAACAAUUCGGUCUUCACACGGGUAAUGUCCUCGACUACUUUGCCGAAUCGCCCUUCUACGAUAGAACUUCCAGUAAUCAGGUAUUACGGAUGCAGUUUCAAUUCCAACAGAUCCCUCCCCAUAUCCACCCACAAAAGUAUAUUGAGCUGAAGCUCACAGAAAUGGUGGGCAUUGAGUUUGUGAUAGCGUACGUGAAGGAACCUGAUUUCUGGAUUAUCAGGAAACAACGCAGACUAGACCCCACCACCACUACAACUGAGCAAGACUACUACAUCAUUGGUGCCAACGUGUACCAGGCGCCCAAGAUAUAUGACAUUCUCAGCGCCAGGCUUCUAUCUAGCGUAUUGUCUAUGCGAAAGUCGAUCGAUUUGCUCAAUAAAAUGACGAAGUUCAGCAUAUCUGAAGGUGGACAUCUAUAUCCAUCUGACAAGGAGAGUGCCAGCAACGGCGGAAACGCAUCUGUGCAAGUGUCCACAAACCCACCCUCGGCAAUGCCCUCUACAACGAAUAUUCCAAGCCUUAACCCAGCAGCUACUCCUCUGUUCCCGAAUCUGACACCAGGGACAAGUCAAGCCCAGCCUUCGAACGGAGAACCGGGCCUGAGCUCCAUCAUGAGUAAUGUCUCCAACAUUAAUAGUGAGGUACUGGCUACAGCCUUCAACAAUCUACUCAAUUCGGUAAUGGCGUCAGCCAAUAACGACAAAAACAUCUACUUGGAUGAUAUCCCAUUGUAUGGGAAAGGCAGUACCGUGGAACAACUAGGGCUCAAGUUGAACUUAAAUGACGAUGACGAUGAUUAG
Candidozyma auris is the source of this 852-nucleotide messenger RNA. Its product is annotated as mediator complex subunit MED6. The transcript has a single exon. Gene Ontology annotation, cellular component: core mediator complex; mediator complex. The coding region runs from base 1 to 852 and encodes 283 amino acids. The record is from RefSeq and is a predicted model, not a curated record. Gene Ontology annotation, biological process: regulation of transcription by RNA polymerase II. NCBI's taxonomy places the organism in Eukaryota, Fungi, Ascomycota, Pichiomycetes, Serinales, Metschnikowiaceae. Gene Ontology annotation, molecular function: transcription coactivator activity.